This is a messenger RNA of Lindgomyces ingoldianus, 2082 nucleotides long. RefSeq lists its product as uncharacterized. The transcript has a single exon. Lineage: Eukaryota; Fungi; Ascomycota; Dothideomycetes; Pleosporales; Lindgomycetaceae. Bases 274 to 1800 code for a protein of 508 amino acids. The record is from RefSeq and is a predicted model, not a curated record.
ACCAGCCACACCGUCCAUCAACAAGAGCUGCGGGAGAGCCUCUCCCACUUUCCCUUAAUCCCUAAACUAUCCUCAGAACACAUCUGACAGAUUUCUAGUCUGCAUUCGCUGUCUACAUAUCCUCGUUGUUGCGACUCCCGACCGACGCACAGCUGCGAGCUGCGACUUGGCACUGCACGACUACACCAGGUCUCGCAGAGCUUCGGCUCACACCUGAGAGCCGUCCCCAUCUCUCUCUAAGCACUUCUACGUGCAUAUACAUCACCAGCCAACAUGGCUCCUCUCCCCGACUCCCUUCUCUCCCUCUCUCGGUCUCUGCUGCCGGAGCAGUACCACCCUACCAUCAAUGCAGACAUCCGCUCCCUCUCCCCGGUGGCCGUCUACGACCUUCACCUCGCCAAACGAAGCCCCUACCAGGCGAAUCCUGCCCAAGGCGCGAAGCCCGCAAAGGCCUACAACAACCUUGGCAUUCAAAUGCUGUUCGCCUUAAUUGGUGUUGGCAUGGUGUUGACGAGCCUGUGGUUCUUCUUCUGGGCCAAGAACGGAGGCUUCAAGUGGAAGGAGAAUGACUGGGAGGACUACAAGUCUACUGUUCUCCGGCGCAAGGGCCCAGAUGGAAAGACGCUCUCCAACGCCACAAAGAGUACGAACCUCGGUGGUGGAAGCGUUGUCCAUGGUGGCAGCUAUGGGGUUGAGAGCAGCGUGGGGUAUACCGACGAGACUGGCACGAGCGUAGGCUUCGGCGAGAUGCGAGAGGUUGAGGAAGAAAAGGGACGCCGUCACUUUGGACUUCGUGGUGGUGAAGCUAAGAAGCAUCGUCGCGAAAGUACCUCGAAUCGCAAGGACCCCGAGCUUCGCGAAUAUCGCCAUGAGAAGCCUGCUCGUGUUGGUGGUCUCAAUCGUCAAGCUGAUGGCAUCUAUACCGACUACUCAAACACUGAACCCUCUGAUCUAGGCUCCAAUGUCUCCGGCAAGCCUCUCGUUACCCCUAAGGACAAGAAGAAGGAAGCCAAAGCUAAAGAACGCCGUGCUAAAGAGCGCAUGAGGCUGGCUAAAGAAGCUGAGAAAGUCGCCCUCAAGAACGCCGCCGCUGAAGCCAAAGCAAAGAAGGAAAACGAAAAAGCCGAGGCAAAGAAGACCAAAGCCCAGCAAAAGGAGCAGAGGAAACAGAAGAAGUCCACUCUUACCGAAGCCACUCCCACCGAGGCCACUCCCACUGAGGCCGCUCCUACCGAGGCCGCUCUCUCUGAAGCCGACAUCACAGAAGCCGGCCCAGCAACAGCAGGCCCAGCAGGCCGUCGCGCUCCCCCUUCAGCUGCAUACUCUUUCACGACCGGCGACGACACCAACACCAUCUACACGGGCGCCUACACCGACAACCGCACCGCCCCGUCCGAAAUCAACGAAUCCUCAUACUACUCUGACUACCGUCCCAACGCAGACCCCGCCGCUUUCGCCAAUGCAACAGCAAAUCGCUCCCGUCGCUCUCGUCCGGGCGAAUCUCGCUCCCGUCACUCCUCGCCUCGCAAACAGCAUCAGUCCCGCUCUCGUCCGUCGAGGACUCCGUCUGACAUCUUCACCCAGACUAAUGGCAAUGUCCAGGGUACCAUCUCGUAUCCGUGCCACAUCCCCGGCCUGAGUUCUGCGGGUAGUGUCGGUGUAUCGGAGAGUGUCAGUCAGGUUGCAGGACCGAGUCAAGGGGGAAAUAGACGUGGUGGACGCGAUGUUAUGGAUGGGUAUCGGCGAGGUGGUGUGAGGGCCGUGGGGAGGAGGGAUAGUUUGAGUGAUAGUGAUGCUUGAGCGAUCCAGGUGUGGAACAGGGAGGAUGAUGAGUUUCAGAUGAGUUUCAAUGGAUACCCGCAAGAAAGAUUGUGCAUACUUGGAGCUUGGAAAUCGCUUUGGUUGGCCCUUUAUUCGUCCUUUGGCGCUGGCGUUCGGCUUUCGGGGCUGGUAAUAGCGACGGGAUGAAUUGAUGGCUGAGGUUGCACAUAUCUGUACAGUGAAUGGAUUGGACCUGGACAAGAAUAGCUUCGGGAUCGAAUUGGAAUGAGGGAUGAGGUGUGGAUGGAUCAUGACUUUGUA